Molecule: messenger RNA, 3382 nt
Organism: Apis cerana (Asiatic honeybee)
Lineage: Eukaryota; Metazoa; Arthropoda; Insecta; Hymenoptera; Apidae
Gene: Tmem63
Product: transmembrane protein 63
Cellular component (GO): plasma membrane
Molecular function (GO): calcium-activated cation channel activity
Source: RefSeq, a predicted model, not a curated record
UACAUUACAAACAUUAAUAAAACAUUAGAAAAAAAAAAUUUGAAUUGAAUUUUUUUGUAAAAAAAAAAAAUAUAAAAAUUUUGUAAACAAAAUUUUGAAAAAAAAAUGAAAGAAUAGAUUUACAAUUUUUGAAAGAUAAUAUCAAAUAUAUUUCAUUAUUAUUCAAUUUAUUUAUUAUUAUUUUAACAAUUUAUUGUAUUGUUUUAAAAUACAAGAAUUCUAAUUUUUUUUUAAAACAUUUAAAUCAUAUUUAUUGAAAUAUGAUAUUAAUUAUCACGUUAUCAGUCAAUCUGAACAGAUAAAGAAAAUUGAUAAAAUCUAAAUAAAAUUCUGUAAAUUUCAACACAUCGUAUUAUCUUUGCGUAAUCAUUGUAUUUAGAUUAGGUUAUGUUAACGCGACACUUGCUAUUGCUUAUAUCUAACGGAAUCGGUACAAUGUGUCAAAUUGACACACAUUUGUUGAUAUGUACUUUUGUAUUUAUUUAAUUAUACAUAAAUAUAUAUAUCAACAAAUAUGGGCUACUUAAAUUUUCACUCAAGCUUACAUGAAAUACAUGAAACUCCAUCUACUGAAACUUGUAUUCCAAUCCCAAGACAUAAUUCAACAAUAAUAUUACCUGAUAUCUAUGCAGGCAUUCCUGAAAAUUUAUUGCUGAAUUUUUUUGGAUUUUUGAUCCUUGUUAUCUUGUUUGGUUUAUUACGUAAAAAAGCAUGGAAUUAUGGACGCCUUGCAUUAUUAAACAAAACAGAUGAGCGAUGGGUGGAAUUAUUUUAUGGAGAUAAUGAAGGUAGAGAUACAGAAGCAAUAUGUAUAGAAAAUUCUGUUAAUUCCCAAAUUUCUCAAGUUGAUAGAGGUUUUUUAUCAUGGAUUAUUAUUGCAUUUAAAGUUAGUGAUGAAGAAUUAUUAAAACGAGCAGGCCCAGAUGGUUUGCUUUAUAUAUCAUUUGAACGUCAUUUGAUCAUUUUAACUUGCUUAAUGGUUAUUGUAUCAUUAUGUAUAGCUUUACCAAUUAAUUUUCAUGGUAAUAUGCAAGGUGAUGAAGCAACAUUUGGUCAUACAACAUUAUCAAAUUUAGAUCCAAUGUCUCCAUGGAUUUGGGUGCAUACAAUUUUAAUUUUAUGCUAUUUACCAAUUGGUGGAUAUAUUAUGAGACAUUUUUUGAAAAAGGUACGAGAUUCCAGGCAUGGUGGUGAAUUGGCAGCUAGAACGUUAUUAAUUACAGAAAUACCAAAACAUCAGUGCAAUAUUCAAAGUCUUACUGAUUAUUUCAAGCAAGCUUUUCCUACUUUAACAGUAGAAGAUAUUACAUUAGCUUAUGAUAUUAAACGACUUUCGGCACUAAAUGUAGAAAGAGAUUGUGCUGAACAAGCACGUUUAUAUUGUGAAAAUUAUGCAAAAAAAAAAGAGCCAUUACAAAUGUAUCCAUAUCCAUGUGGUCAAGUGAUAGGUUGUUGUUGUAAAAAUAAAGUUGAUGCUCGAGAAUUUUAUGCAAAUGAAGAAAUGCGAUUGACUGCAUUAGUUGAAGAAGAAAAAAAAGUAGCGCUAAGUAGACCUCUUGGAGUAGCUUUUAUGACUCUAGGUACACCUGGUGCAGCUAAAGUUAUGCGAAAACACUUACGUUCUUUGCCUAGUUUAAAAUGGGUUGUAGAUUAUGCACCUACACCUUCUGAUAUUUUUUGGGAAAAUCUAAGUAUACCAAGGCCAUGUUGGUACCUGAAUGCUGUUUUAAUAAAUUUUGCAUUGGGCAUUAUAUUAUUUUUUCUUACUACACCAGCUGUAAUAGUAACUGCAUUGAAUAAAUUACCAAUUACAGGAAAAAUUAUGAAUCUUAGUCCAAUAGUCUCAUAUUUUCUUCCAACUGUAUUGUUAGUUAGUGUGGCUGCUUUAAUGCCCGUAUUAGUAUCAAGAAGUGAAUCAUUAGUUAGACAUUGGACUAGAAGUAGUCUAAAUCGAGCAGUAAUGACGAAAACCUUACUUCUUUUGUUACUAAUGGUUCUUAUAUUACCUAGUUUAGGUCUAACAAGUGCACAAGCAUUUUUGGAAUGGACUGUAAAUGUAACAAAUGACACAGGAAGAUGGGAUUGUGUGUUUUUACCUGAUAAGGGUGCUCUAUUUGUAAAUUAUGUAAUUACUGCAGCUCUACUUGGAAGUGGAUUGGAAUUAGUCAGAUUUCCAGAAUUAGCAUUAUAUACCUUCAGAUUAUGUGUAGCACGUAGUAAAGCGGAAAGAAUACAUGUUAGAAAAGCAGUAUUAUGGGAAUUUCCAUUAGGUGCUCAUUAUGCCUGGUUACUUUUAGUUUUUACUAUGACAACAGUAUAUAGUUUGGCUUGUCCAUUAAUUACACCCUUUGGGCUAUUGUAUCUCGUAGUAAAACAUUUGGUGGAUAGACAUAAUUUAUGUUUUGCUUAUGGACCAAGCAUUGGUGGUGGUCAAUUAGCAGGUGCAGCAGCAAGUGCUACUGGAGCUGCCCCGAUUUUGGCUCAAGCUGCAUUAUUAGCUCUAGGCUUGGUAAGAAGAGGACUAUCACCUUUAGCUGCGGUACAACUUAGUGGACUUGCCGCGAGUAUUUUAGGCCUUGUCACUGGUGCUACUUUAUCCACAUCAAAAUUUAAAUAAAAUAAUUUUCCUUAUAUAGACACAAAUGCCAAAAAGGGAUUUAUCAGCUGGUCAGAAUUUUAUUGCACCUGUUUUACGAACAAAACAGACCUCAUUAGAAGAAACUAUAUCCACAGGUUCAAAUUCUAAUUUCACUCCGACAAGUUUAAAAAGCACUAGUAUUUCUUCAAUACAAGAAAGUCCGAAACUUUAUCAAGAUUAUGGUAAAGAAUCACAAGCUUGAUAAUUUUUGAAUUAUUUGAUAUUAAUUAUAUAAGCGAUAUAUUGAAAUAAUUUAAUUAAAAAAAUAGUAAUAAAAUAUUUUAUGCUAAUUAAUUAUUAAAAAUUCUUAUAUCAUUAUAUCGUAUAAAUAAAUACGAUAAUAAUGUUUUUUUGUAAAUGAAAACAAUUUAUUUGUAUAUUAAGAAAAAAGCAUGUAUGGUAAAAAUUAUAUAAUGAAUAUAUAAUUUUAAUUUUUCAUUUUAAAAACCUAUAAAAAUAUUGAAAUUAAGUUUUAUGAAGUAAAAAAUUAUUUGUUUGAUGUUUAUUAUUAUUUAUUUAAUAUUUCACUUAAAUUAAUUAUACUGAAGUUAGAAGACAUUAAUUGUUAUAUGUAUAAUAAUAAUGCAAUAGAAAGUUCAAUAAUAUUCUUCAAUUUUCUUUCAUAUUUUUGAUCAUAUGAUAAUCGUAUAAUUCUUACGAACAAUUAAAUUACUAUCCAUUUAAUAUAUAUUAACAUUGUACAUAUUGUACUACAUUUGAAUAAAAUUUUACUAUAAUUUUGAA